UUACGACGGCGUUGUGGACGCUGAAGCAACAAUUAAUCAAUACAAAGCGUGACCUAAAGAUAAACUGCAUUAAAAUCAAAAAACCCUGCCUUGCUAUAUAUCUCUUCUCUCUUCUCCUUCUACUACAAUUCUUUCUUCUCUCUCCAAACAAGCCUAGGCUUGCUUUCUCUCUCUACAUAUACAUACAUACACAGAUAUUACUCUGUGUGUAUGUGUGUGGAUAUCAGAUAUGGCUGUGAAUUCUUAUGGGCCAAUAUACAUGUUCAAAACAGAGACGUCAGGGUACACAGAUAUUGAGAAAAGACAGUUGUUCUUGAGAAGCUACCAAUUCAGCAGGAAGAAAAGUCUGAGUGAGAGGAUUAGAAGGUCUUUUACUAGGGUGAAAAGGGUUAUGUGUGUAAGGCUCAGAUCAGCAAGAAAGCUCAGAAAACUGGUUUGGCUGAAGCUAAAAUAUGGCAUCUUUAACAGUAGAAGAAGAAGAAGAAGGUUUUUUCUUCGCCUUCACAACACAAGCAAUCAUAGUAGUGGCCUUUCUUGUCCAUCUUCUUGUUUAUGGGAAAAUUGUGUCCAGUUGGCACUGUGUUGCAAAAAGAGUGUUGAGCAUUGUGGCCAGUUGGUACUGUGUUACAAAAAGAUCCGUGGGGAAAAUUACAAUCAUUGGAAGAGGGUGGAUCAAGUUGUGAUGUUGUAGCUGAUCUGCGCAAGUGUGGUGUUCCAUGCUGGUCUGCUAGCAAAUCUUGUAAAACAAAAGGUGGUGGUUGCCUUAUGAUAGUAGGAGGAGCACCAUUAUCCAAAGUUGCUCCAUGUUUAGCCAGUUUAUCUGCUACCCGAUUUUUCUCCGUGUAUGUAUGUAUCACUUGAGGCCUACCUAGUUGGCGUAAAAGAUACCUAUAUUCAUGGAGUAUCGAUGAGUAUUGUAGACUGUAAGUAGAGAGAUUACCUCAGUCGAGUCAACUUUGGACAUUUGUAUUGUAUACGUAAUAAAUUAAAUGCCACUUUAAUUCUU
This is a messenger RNA of Nicotiana attenuata, 1006 nucleotides long. RefSeq lists its product as uncharacterized. The record is from RefSeq and is a predicted model, not a curated record. The coding region runs from base 230 to 691 and encodes 153 amino acids. The transcript is spliced from 2 exons. NCBI's taxonomy places the organism in Eukaryota, Viridiplantae, Streptophyta, Magnoliopsida, Solanales, Solanaceae.